AAGCCUGCAGGCGCUGGACCCACCCGGACCCCGGACCCCGGAGCAGCAUGCGAGCCACCGCUGCCAUCACCGCUGCCCUCUGCUUGGCCUGGGCCCUGGCCCUGGUUCCCGCCUACCCGCAGGGGCUCUGCCCCCCGAGUCUGGCCUGGCCCACAGGACGGUCCCUCUCCCCAGACACGCUGCGGCGCUGUGCGGACGAUGGGGCCUUCGACUCUGUGGCGCUGGACGAGAAGGGCCGGAUGCUGUUCUUCAAAGGGGACGAGGUCUGGAAGGGGUUGCACGGCGGGUCUGAGCCCAUCAGUGCCACAUGGCCGGAGCUGGGGUCGGGGCCCGUGGACGCUGCCUUCCGCCUCCACCAAAAGGACAGUCCUAUGCACGACAGCCUCUACCUCUUCCAGGGCGAGCAGGUCUGGGCUUACACGGACGGGAAGCUGCGCUCCGGCUACCCCCGUGCCAUCGGGGACGAGUUCAAGGGUGUGCCGGGGGGGCAGCUGAAGCAGCGGGCAUGGACGCAGGUGGGCAACUGCUCGGCAACGCUGCGCUGGCUGGAGCGCUACUACUGCUUCCACGGCCUGCGCUUCCUGCGCUUCCACCCGCUGACUGGCGACGUGCCCGCCCACUACCCCCUCGACGCCCGCGACUACUUCAUCUGCUGCCCCGGCAGAGGUCACGAGCAUGUGGCGCACCAAAACGCCACGCUCUACGCCCUCAUGGACCGCUGCAGUGGGCUGCCCCUGGAGGCCUUCACCUCCAACGACGAGGGCCGGCUCUACGCCUUCCGCCAGGGCUACUACUUCCGCCUGGACUCCCAGCGGGAUGGGUGGCACGCGUGGCCCACCAAGCACACGUGGGCCGGGCUGGAGGGUAAGGUGGACGCUGCCUUCACCUGGGAGAACUUAACGUACUUCAUCCAGGGCGUCCAGGUGUCCAUCUACCGGGAGGACCGGAGCCACGCGCCGGUGCAGGGCUACCCCAAAGGGCUGCAGGAGGAGCUGGGGAUCCCAGGUGCCGACGCCGCCUUCAUCUGCCCUGGCUCCACGCUGCUCUACAUCAUCCGAGGCAGCAGCAUGCAGCAGGUGGACCUGGCCAAGAGCCUGCGGGUGCCUGAGCCAGCGGGGCCCAUCCCACACGAACACGUGGACAGUGCCACGUGCACGGACAAGGGCGUGUACCUGUUCCACGAUGCUGUCUUCCACCACUACCCCACAGCCACUAGCCUGGUUGGCGCCUCCCAGCCCGCGCCCCCCCAGAACACCGCCGCAGUCUUCUUCGCCUGCCCCGCCUAAGUGCCCGCCUGC
This is a messenger RNA of Gavialis gangeticus (Gharial), 1298 nucleotides long. It is a transcript of the gene HPX, whose product is annotated as hemopexin. The record is from RefSeq and is a predicted model, not a curated record. The transcript is spliced from 9 exons. The coding region runs from base 48 to 1286 and encodes 412 amino acids. NCBI's taxonomy places the organism in Eukaryota, Metazoa, Chordata, Crocodylia, Gavialidae.